Molecule: messenger RNA, 1131 nt
Organism: Mauremys reevesii (Reeves's turtle)
Lineage: Eukaryota; Metazoa; Chordata; Testudines; Geoemydidae
Exons: 5
Coding region: 1-1131 (376 amino acids)
Biological process (GO): positive regulation of B cell activation; innate immune response; phagocytosis, recognition
Cellular component (GO): immunoglobulin complex, circulating; blood microparticle; external side of plasma membrane
Molecular function (GO): immunoglobulin receptor binding; antigen binding
Source: RefSeq, a predicted model, not a curated record
AUGACUGUGGUGAACCAUAUCCCUGAGAAGGAGAAGUUGCAGAGAAAUCAGUACAUUGGACUGUGGAUGCAAGAGGUGCGGAACAGCAGCCGAAUGGCUGGUAUGACGCUGGCGCUCUGCGCGCUGGUGCUGGCGGAGGUUUGCAGCCCGAGGCUCACACUUCCGAGCUCCGCUGGGUCAGCGGCUGAACUGGAGAUUUUUGACACCUUCGAAAUGAUUAAACGUGUCUUCCUAGCGCUGGCCCUGGCGCCGUGCGCCCUUUCCCAGCUGCAGCUGGUGGCCUCCGGCCCUGGGGUGGGCAAAGUCUCCGAGCCCCUCACACUGACCUGCGCUGUCUCCGGGGUCUCCAUCAAUACUCAGUAUUACUACUGGCACUGGAUCCGCCAGCCUCCCGGAGAAGGGCUGGAAUCCGUGGGACGGGUAUAUCUAUACACCGAUAGCACGCGCUACGCCCCGUCUCUCCAAGGCCGAGUCACUAUCUCCGCAGACACCGCCAGGAACCAGUUCUCCCUGCAGCUCCGCUCGCUGACAGCUGCAGACACCGGCACCUAUUACUGCGCCAGGGGAGACACGGUGACACGGAGGCAGGGGGCCUGGGACAAAAAGGGGGUCUCCGAGCCCCUCACACUGACCUGCGCUGUCUCUGGAGUCUCCAUCAUGUCUCAGGAUUACAUCUGGUACUGGGUUCGGCAGUUUCCCGGAGAAGGGCCGGAAUCCAUGGGAGGGAUAUAUCCAUAUACCGGGGACACGAGCUACGCCCCGUCCCUCCAAGGCCGGAUCACCAUCUCCGCAGACACCACCAGCAACCAGUUCUCCCUGCAGCUCCGCUCGCUGACAGCUGCAGACACCGCCGCCUAUUACUGCGCCAGGGGAGACACAGUGACAGGGGGCCUGGGGCAAAAAGGGGGCGAGCCACACGCUUCGCCUCCCGGAGAGAAGGCACCUGACUUCGCCCCUGCGAUCCGCCCCCUCCCGCUGUCACUUGAAGGAGCCGCUUUGUCAGAGGCCACCAGGAAACUGGAGAGAAGGAGAGAAAGAGGAAGCACCUGCGCGUGUGAAUGGGCAGGAGAGAGACUUUGUUACAGGCGUCUGGCAGUAUUGGAAACCACCAAUCCGGACCUGAGAUUGUAA